GUCUCAGUUAUCGUUAAUGCGGUAAUUUGUUUCCAUUGUUGGUUAGUAUGAUACCCGAAGGAUUGCCGGAGUUACUGGAGAAAUUCACGGAGAAGGCUAUAUCAGAAAAGCCAACUGAUUUGGUUGAGUUUGCGGCAAAUUAUUUUCAUAACCUUCUGGAAUCGAAAAGUCAACUUGAAGAACAUCGAGUAGGCUAUAUUGGUGCACGUCGACACAGUGUGGCAGCUGAAAGUUUUAAUCCAGCCACGAUAACUGAUUUGGAACCUGUUGUUCAUCCAAAGUCUGUAGCACAAAAACUUCGUUUAGUAUCAGUUGUUAAACCAAUUUUCAUUUUCCGUUCAUUGGAUGAGAUUCAACUGAGAAGAGUAAUCGAUGCGAUAAAAGAAACGCCUGUGACUAAAGGUCAAGUAAUUAUAAAUCAAGGUGAAGAUGGUGAUUAUUUUUAUGUAAUUGAAAGUGGGGACUAUGAUAUAAUCAUAAAUGGGAAUACAGUAGGAAGUUAUGCUGGAUCGGGUUCCUUUGGAGAACUAGCACUUAUGUAUAACACUCCUCGAGCGGCUACCAUUAUAGCGAAAACAGAUGGUGUAUUGUGGGCUUUGGAUCGAACAACGUUUCAACACAUAGUUUUGCGACAGGCAUUUUUAAAACGUCAACUUUAUGAGAACUUGCUAUCUUCAGUUCCGCUUUUAGGGAGUUUAAGUGCAUACGAACGUACUAAUUUGGCGGAUGCACUUGGGAGUCAUACCUAUGAAGAUGGGACGUGGAUUAUUCAAGAGGGUGAACCGGGAGAAGAAAUGUACUUUAUUGAGGAGGGAUGUGUUGUAAUUUCUACCAAGAAUUCUAAAGGAGAAGAAAUCGUACUCAAACAGCUGCAUAAGAAUGAUUAUUUUGGUGAAUUGGCGUUAAUUUUACAUGAACCCAGGAAAGCAUCAGCUCGUGCUGUUGGUAGAACUAAACUUGCAGUUCUGGAUGUAUCAAGUUUUGAACGACUUAUGGGACCAUGUAUAGAAAUUAUGCAACGUGAAAUGGGACGUUAUCGUACUCAAUUACUUGAAAGUUUGGGACCAGAUGAUAUACGUAAUAAUCCUUCAUUGGCAAAAUUCGUAGAAUUCGAACAGUAAUAAAAAAAGAAAAUACGUAUAUGUCAAUUAUAAUGAAUUAUAAAAACAAACUACAAUUGUCUGUUCUUAUUCAUUUCUUCAUAUAGAUGUUUUACGUAAAUGAUCGUAUCCUCAAUGUUUUGUUGAUGAAUUUCUGUAUCUUUCAUGAAUAAAAACGUUUAACGUUUUCAUUGUUCUUUAUAUAAUAUCUGUAACGUGAUUAUUCUCCUCAUUUACACAUACAUUCGAUUAUCGAAUGUAUUUUUUAAAAAUAUCAUAUUGUUGGCAUAUUAAACUAAUUACUUCAACUACUACUUAUAAUCAUAUACUACUUUCAUACAAAUUCCAUGAUAUAAUUUACAAAAUAGUUUGAUUAAUUAUCUCUUUAUUACUAUUAUUAUUAUCUUCCUAAUAAUUUAAUAAUCUUUAUCAAUUCUCUUAUAAUGUAAAUAAUUAAUUGAUGAUUGGGUUUUUUUUUAAACUUGAAUUGGUGUGAACAAAGUAAAACAGAUGGUGAAAAUUAAUAGAAGAAAAAGAAUUUCCCCAUUAAAUAAUAAAUAUAAUUGAUCAUUUAAAAAGAGAAAAGUAAAAAAAAAGAAAGAAAGGUAAAAGAAGAAUUGAAAAGAAUUUCAUUGCAUUUCAUUUCAAUUAAUAAUUACUUUAUUUGUACACUUAAAUUUAUUUAGUAAAUUGAAGAUAUAACAGAUAAAAAAAUUAUUAUUAUAUUUAUUGACAAUUAUUAUUUAUUACUGCUUAUAGUUCAAAUUUAAUUUAGUGAUAUUAUCAUUCACUUUACUGUUGUUGUUUUUGUUUAUUUAAAGUUGACAUAAUGAUUAGAUAUUUUAUUAAAAUGAAUACAAUACAAUAAUAAUAACAAUAGUAAAAUGAUGUACUAUUGUUGAAUAAUGAAUAAGUGUUCAUGGAAUUUAUUUCCACAAUACAUACGUAUACAACUAUAAUCUUGAAGUAAACUUUCUCUUAUUUCUUUUUUUUCUUCUGUGUUUAGUAUGUGUGUAUGUAUGGUAAUGUUUUUUUUAAUCACCUCUUUGUCUUUUCUGAAACAAUAAUUGCCUUGUAGAGUGUUUAUAGUUUAUUCAUUUGUAAAUGUACAAUUAUGAAUAGAUUUUAUGCAGUUCUAUAUUUUGCUAAUAGUUUAAAAUUUUCUAAUCCAAUUAAAAGAUACUUUAUAUUAUUUAUGGUAAAAUUAUUAUUUUAUUUAGUUGUUUUUUUGUUGUUGUUGUUAAAAGUAAUGAUAUAUAUGUUCGCUGU
Molecule: messenger RNA, 2369 nt
Organism: Schistosoma margrebowiei
Lineage: Eukaryota; Metazoa; Platyhelminthes; Trematoda; Strigeidida; Schistosomatidae
Source: the annotation of a GenBank genome assembly